Messenger RNA from Arabidopsis lyrata subsp. lyrata, 294 nucleotides. Its product is annotated as putative defensin-like protein 28. NCBI's taxonomy places the organism in Eukaryota, Viridiplantae, Streptophyta, Magnoliopsida, Brassicales, Brassicaceae. Gene Ontology annotation, biological process: defense response to fungus. Gene Ontology annotation, cellular component: extracellular region. The record is from RefSeq and is a predicted model, not a curated record.
AUGAAUCUUUUUUAUAGUAAGUAUUUUGAUUUUACCAUUGUUGUCUCUUUGGUUAUAUUUGCAGCUCUCAUGCUAUAUAUCGAUGGAAAAGAAAACAUUACGCCAUGGAUAAAUAGUAUGCAGCCGCCGUCGUGUAAUAGAGAACAUCCAGAAAUCGGAAGAUGUCUUCCAGGUAUCCGAAAUAGCGAUGGAAAAUGCUGAAAAUUUUGCAUUAUUGAAUGGUGCGAAAGCGGAGGUUUUUGCAAACUUUUUGGAAAGAAACAUAUAUGUCAUUGUUAUGCUGCAGACAAGUAA